AUGGCGGAUAACGUAACCUCAACCGAGAGCUGGGUCCGGCGUCAUGGCGCCUCGAGUGCUACGCACGAUGCCACGACCGAACGCUUGCCCAGCGUGGGAGAUAGGUCUGCGGAAGGGGGCUUUACUAGUGUGCUAUAUCGUGCAUGUGUAGAGCGGCUCUCACAAUUUGUCGAGAGUCUUAAGCAGCUUCCAGCGACCAAACAUGUUGAUGAUGACAACUUUCGAGAAGUUGCGGUAAGAUUUCGACUCUUUGGGGGAAGCUUCGAGCACGGAAAGUUGGAUUCUUGUCUUGAUGACGACGAAUUGUUCGAAACGAUUCUACAUUUAUUAGUCAAGAUCGCUGUGAUUCUGAAGGGAUUCUCUACCACGUCGUCAGAUCAGCCUCUGGACGAUUUGAUCGACCAGGCGAAGUCGAUACUCAGCCUCAGCGAGGACGGCGAGGAUUCCUUGGAUUCUGAAGACGACGAGGAUGCAGUCAACGCAUCGCUAUCGACAGAAAGGGCGGUUCAGCUUCGAUGUCGUGCGAGGCUAUCCCACAACAUCAGCAUGCUCAUGGAGCUCCUUCCAACUCUCGAAGCAGCGUAUCGCCUGAAACAUACUCCUCGUGUCGACCGUAAUGCGCAUCGACACUUCCGGGUAACAUCUACUGCGACACCAUACGUGCGUCACAUUCGGGACAAGUUUCCCCAUGCCCAUUCCCGUCUUGCUGAUCGCUUGGGCGAAGCCAACUGGCAAAGACACGAACGCCUUAGAAAUCCCGCCUGGAAAAGACCUGACGCGGACGAUACUGAGCAAAAUCCAGGACGAUCAAUCCAGAAAGCUCGGACUUUCUUCGAUCCGGUUUCGAUCUUCAAAGAUUCGGCACUGGGGAGCUCAUUGAACAAUCGCACGGAGAAAGCAGCUUCUGUGGCAUCGCACUCUUCUUUUCUUAGUAGUGCGCUGGGAGACCCGAAAACCAAGCUUAGGGUUCCCAAAAUGCCCGAAGGCACGGAGUGGGGCAGUCCAUUUGCAUGCCCUUACUGCGCGAGUAUGAUCGACGUCCACAGUCGAGUUGAUUGGAAGCUGCACGUCUACUCGGACCUUCAAGCUUAUAUUUGCACUCAUGAAGCCUGUCCACAGCCAUUUGUAACAUACGACACGCGGGGAUCCUGGGCGCAACAUGAACUCGAUCAUCACCUAUCACAGAUCCUGUAUCAGUGCUCCGUCUGUCUUGACCCCGUUGGUGAUCAACAGGGGUAUUUCCAUCACGUGGACACUGCUCAUGGAACGACCAUAGCCCCUUGCCUACGUCAAGCCAUGCUUGCUAACGCACAGCGCCGCGUACAGUGUGAUUUGGGCGAAGUCGAAUGCAGUUUAUGCCUGAAACGUGGGUUCAACGACAAGAGGGACUAUUCUAAGCAUGUAGGCAGACACCUCGAGGAUAUUGCCCUCAUCGCCCUACCUCCUACAGAACACGAUGACUGGAGCGGAGGUGAGAGCGAAGUCGACAACGACCUGCCUGAAUAUCUUCCCGCUCGGCAUUUUGAAGAGCACAAUGUCAGCGAUCUUGGCCGUGCUGCUAAGAAAGAAUCAUUGUUCCAGAGCAAGAUGGAUGCCCUAAAUAAUGCUGGUGGCUUGAAAGGGUCACCAAGUCUCAUGGACCCGGCUCGAUCUGAUGAGGUGGCCGAUGAGUACAGGGACGUUGAUGUAGGCGCUGGGGUUUCCAAGAAGGAUGGCUUGCAUUCUGCAUCAUUGCGAUCGUCGCGUCAGCCCUCGCAGGAGACUUCUCCUAAAUGGCCGCCACUGGCCCUGACGUCCAUCAAAGCGGUUAUAUCUAUUGGAACUUUGCCAACUAUCAAGGACCAUGUCUCUGAUGUGCUAGGGCAGGAAGGCGACGAAUACAUGCCUCGCGAUUUCGACGAAGCUGGGGAAACAAAGAUCGACAGUUUGGGCUUCCUCCGUGACGGUCGAGAGUAUAACAUUCGAACGUUUAUCCUUCCUGGACGGGGUCAGAAACUCUUCAUGCUCGCGACUGAGUGCGCACGGAAGCUUGAGUAUCAAGAUUUAUACCUCCUCUUUUGGAAGAACAAUUCGUUGUACAAGAUAAUUGCCAGUGCCGAAGAGAAGGAACAUCUUGUCAGUCAGGAAAUACUGCCCAACAGCUACCGUUCCCGCCAGAUUGCGGUCGUCACAGCUAGGUCAAUAUUCCGCCAGUUUGGCAGUCGAGUUGUAAAAGAUGGCCGCCGAGUGCGGGAUGAUUACUGGGAAGCGGAAGCCAUAAAGCAAGGUUUCACAGAGUUCGAUGCUGAUGAAGAGGAAAGAACUGGAGAGAAAAGAGUUAGACACCCAGCUGGAGAGAAAAGAACUGGAGCACCGGGGCCCCUCUCACCCUGGAACUGA
Molecule: messenger RNA, 2379 nt
Organism: Exophiala xenobiotica
Lineage: Eukaryota; Fungi; Ascomycota; Eurotiomycetes; Chaetothyriales; Herpotrichiellaceae
Exons: 1
Coding region: 1-2379 (792 amino acids)
Source: RefSeq, a predicted model, not a curated record